CCAGGCGUACAAUAUAAACUUUGACCCAUAUUAUGUAUCCCGCCCCGAUAAUAGAUAAGACGGAAGGAUAAAGCUCAAGCUGCCAGAAUCGUCGCCCCGCUUUACGUGUAGAAACACAGUCUUGCAGGAUCUAGAGUUUGACCAACAUGGCGACCAGAGCCGGAUCUCAUCUGAAACAAAUGGAGGGAGAGGAUGGACAGGAUUCUCCCCGUACCCACAAGUGCUGCUAUUGUGACAAGGAGUUUCGCUUUAAAAGUAGACUCAAUCUACACCUGCGAACUCACACGGGUGAGAAACCGUAUAGAUGUGAGGAGUGCAGCAAACAGUUCAGUAGGCUUGGUACCCUGAAAAUACACAUGAUAACUCACACGGGUGAGAAACCGUAUAGAUGUGAGGAGUGCAGCAAACAGUUCAGACGGCUUGGUACCCUGAAAAUACACAUGCAUACUCACACUGGUGAGAGACCAUACCAGUGUGAUGAUUGCGGGAAACGGUUUUGUCGGAAAUCUAAUCUGGAGGACCACAUGAGAUCUCACACCGGUGAGAGACCAUACGAGUGUGAAUAUUGUAACAAGUGCUUCAGUAAGUCAGUUCGUCUGAAGACUCACAUGCGGACUCACACAGGGGAAAACCCUUACAGAUGUGAGGCAUGCUGCAAGCAGUUCAGUGAACUG
Branchiostoma floridae (Florida lancelet) is the source of this 674-nucleotide messenger RNA. RefSeq names its product zinc finger protein 239-like. Gene Ontology annotation, molecular function: DNA-binding transcription factor activity, RNA polymerase II-specific; RNA polymerase II cis-regulatory region sequence-specific DNA binding. The annotation marks the transcript as partial. NCBI's taxonomy places the organism in Eukaryota, Metazoa, Chordata, Leptocardii, Amphioxiformes, Branchiostomatidae. Gene Ontology annotation, cellular component: nucleus. The record is from RefSeq and is a predicted model, not a curated record. The transcript is spliced from 2 exons. Gene Ontology annotation, biological process: regulation of transcription by RNA polymerase II; central nervous system development.